Molecule: messenger RNA, 1141 nt
Organism: Helicoverpa armigera (cotton bollworm)
Lineage: Eukaryota; Metazoa; Arthropoda; Insecta; Lepidoptera; Noctuidae
Exons: 7
Coding region: 150-1046 (298 amino acids)
Source: RefSeq, a predicted model, not a curated record
ACUGACUCACUAAAGUAUAUUGUUGUUUCCGAUAUUUAUCGCGAGAGGAGUCAUGCUGUGACGAUAACACAGUGAAAUAUUAGGUAGUACCUUCGUAUCAGAGUAUAUAAAAGGUGUUGUUUACGCAAAAGCCCUAUCAGUUCCCAGCCAUGAUUAAAACAGUUGCCCUAUUGUGCCUGGUCGCGACGGCGUCCGCUUUGGGCGGACCAUGGAAGGGAAGCCUGAAGGUGCGAUUCGACAUAACCCUCUUCGGGAUCGGGACCUCAGCAUUCAUAGAGCUGCCACAAUCAGGAACCAAGGCUGUGGCAGCCGGAUGGAAGCAGAAAGAGAGACCUAAUGGCCCGGCUGGGUAUGCUAACCUCGCCAUGUGGUGUCCUAAGAACGAUUACACCGUAUGCGUGCUAAUUGACGACACUGAUUAUAUUGCGGGACUGCAAGUUGCGUUGAAUACCGAGCAAUUCUCCAACAAUAUAUAUGACUGGACAGCCCAGGGCUUCACUUACUGGACCACUGAACUAGAUGGAUCUGUUAAAAACUACUGGACGACUCAGCAAUACUAUGUUUCUACGGAAUUCCUUCAAACUGACGCAGCAGCGCGCAUCGCCGCUCGGAACCCGAAGUUGCUGCUACAAGACGAAGCCAUCUACGUGUCCGGCUUCAACGGCGAACCUUACAAGAUCUCAACUAACGUGUCUGAUAUUACCAGCGAUGAGUCUGACUUUAAAAAGAUGGCUUGUAUUCCUUGGAUGGGUCAACACUACUACUACAAAAUGGACGAGAACUUGGGUUGUGGACCAGGGUCCAUGUUCCCCUGGUUUCCACUGGUUGACUCCGACCAGUUGAUCGGCGUUGGUUUGUUGACAUUCGGCAAACAUGCGGUUCCAGAAGGCAACAGGGACUGGUUCGAAACACCCAACAGGGCUGCUGUAGAGGCCAUAGUUCCUCAUGGACCCCAGUGCAUGUACGACCAAGUUGAUAAAGUAGGAGUGGUCACCAUGCAUACAUACUUCAUCAAGCAUCCUUAUGCAGUCACUUGUGUAUUUUAAUCAGAUACAGAUAAUAUAAAGAUUUAACUGCUGGUGUAUGCAAUCUGUAAUUUUAAUAAAACCUGUAUGUUGUAAAUAUAUUUUUAUUCCUUUGA